CUCUUCCCAUAUUCUCUUUUGCUCCAUUUCGUUGUUGCGACGGCGGCGGCAGGCGGACCGGUGAGGCACACACUCGCCACCCCUGCCUGCCGAUGGUUUGCUCCCCUUUUUUUUCUUUUUUUUUUUUCGACUCUCGUGACCUCUUGUGCUGCCACCGAGAAGCGCCCGCUUUGUCACCAUCGGCUGGUGCCGCACGCCAGCCCUCGUUUCCUUCUUCUUUCGCACUCUGCAUUCUACGCCGUCAGAAAAGAUGGUAGCAGGAGCUAUGAGGAAAGACGUGUACGCGCAUGCCACGAACGAGCGGAUAAUGGUCUCCCGCCACCUUCCUGUCACCCUCCCCUCCCACCACUUCCGUGUCGUGGAGUCGGUGUGCCCAUCACCUGCGUUAGGAAUUGCGCGAUCGGUACGGGAGGGUGGGAGAGGAGCAGGAGUAGCGGCCAAGGCCCAGGGGAGCGAACGAACUGGAUUCAGAACGCCCGUCUCCCCUAGCCCAGGCGCGACAGCCCGCCGGAAAUUUGCGAAUGGAGCACGGCAGCCGGUGAGCUAGAUUUAUGUCUAGCGGCGCCUGCCCACCUAAACCUACCUUGUCGCGGUAGGCUAGGUGGUUGUGGAGAGCAGGCCUGCCCGGGCAGGAUGGAAAAGUUUCAGCCGGCUGGGAGAGAGAAGAAAAAAAAGAUGAAAAGGGAAGGAGGAUGUGAGAGAGGGAGGGAAAGGGCGCGCGCAGACAGGCAGGUAGGCGUGAAAGUGCCAGCCGCCCCAGAAAGAUCCGCUCCGGCAGCACCGCUAUUUUCUCGCCAGCUCCUUCCCUGUGAAGCCAUCAUGGGGCGAUGUGGAGGCCGAAAGGGAUGGAGGGUACGAAGCGGAAAAUGCAAUAGUCAUCCGUUGGCCGGCGCGCACUGCCUCACCCCUGGUCUGGCCCAGCUGGGCCUGGAAAAAAACAAAUGUGGGGGAACGAAAAAAGUCGGGACUCUUGCUGGCCUCGAAACACGCUGCCGGUAUACACCUAGCGUGGGCCGAGAACGGGCUCAGGGGGUGUGAAGAUGGCAACACCGAGGGGGUGGUGGCAGCAACGACGAGAAAAAAAAAAAGUUCAGCACCAGACAAAGUAUCAGGGGGUUUUGGGAGGAAGGCGAUGGCCGAAGGAUAAAAGAGAGAUGCGCUCCCGCCAGUUUCGAAAGGCCCGGUUGCCUAUCAGGAACCAUCAUCUUCUUCAUCAUCUUGACUCUCCCCUCUCGAGCCUUCUUCUUUGAUCUUCUUUUUGAUCCCGCAUCCUCACCCGCGGUUCCUUCUGCUCGGGCGCAUCACCAAGCCCCAGUCCAUCCCCCCAACAUGGGCGACAGCUUCACCAAGACGGCCGAGGCCGCAGACGUGGAGAAGAAGAAGGACGCCGGCGUGAUCGUCGAGGUUAGAGCCAUCUCGGACUCGGACUCGGACGUCACCCCAACACCAUCCUACCCUCCUAGCAUCCACGCCCACGACGACGCCGGCAAGCUCUCGUCGCCGUCGUCGGCCACAAUAGUCCCCAUCUCCCCCAUCUCCUAUGCCUCGUUCGCCUCCUCGUCGGCCACGCUGGCCGCCGACGACCCCCCGCCCAACGGCGGCUGGGCGGCGUGGUCGCAGGUGGUGGCCGGCGUGCUCCUCAACGCCGUCGGCUGGGGCUUCCCGGCCACGUUUGGCGUCUUCCAGGCCUUCUACGUCUCGGCGCAGGGGCUGCCGGCGUCGCAGGUGGCCUGGGUCGGCGCGGUCCAAGGCUUCCUGGCUUAUUUGCUCUGUGUCGUCUCGGGCCGGCUCUCCGACGCGGGCUACAUCCUGUCGACCGUGGCCGCCGGCACCGUCCUCGUCGCCCUCGGCACCUUCACGGCCAGCCUGGCGCAGGGCGUGUGGUGGCAGAUCUUCCUGUCCCAGGGCCUCUGCACGGGUUUGGGCCUGGGCAUGCUGACGCCACCGACGCUGGCCACCAUCAACUCGCAUUUUGACGAGUCGAAGCGAUCUCUUGCCGUGACCACGGCCACUGUGGGCACCAGCAUAGGAAGCAUAGUGUUCCCCGCGGUGGUGCAGCAUCUGAUCCCGCACAUCGGCUUCGCCUGGGCGAUGAGGGUCGCCGGAUUCGUGGCCCUAACCUUUUGCCUCUGUGCCCUCGCCCUUCUCCGCCCGCGCCGACACCAGCGCCUGGUGGAGGAGAGGAAGCAGAAGCAGGUGGGCUCCGAGCCGCUCAUCGACAUCGGAGCGCUCAGGGAGGUCCCUUUCGUCUGCUUCGUCGUCUCGUCAUUUCUCUUUUUCGUCGCACUAUACUUUGCUUUCUUCUACAUCAACAUAAUCGGAGAGGUCGUGGCGGGCAUGGCACCGACGCAGUCGGUGGCCCUUGUCAUGAUCAACUCGGCCCUCGGCAUCCCGACCCGGCCCCUGGCGGGCUUCGUGGCGUGCCGAUUCAAGCGCCUCGGUCCGGCGGGCGUGUUCGUCAUCUCGGCCGUGAUCACGGGCAUCUCGGUCCUCUGCUGGGCGGCGGCGACGGGACCCGCUGGCAUGUACGUCUUCGCCGCCGUGUUCGGUCUCGCCAACGGCGCGGCGCAGGGCAUCUGGCCCGCCGUCCUGGUGGCGCUGACGCCGGAUCCGAGCCGGGUCGGCAUGCGCUUCGGCAUGCUGUGCGCCUUUGCGGGCCUCGCGACCCUCAUCGGCCCGCCCCUGGCCGCGGCCAUCGUCGAUGCCAGCGGCGGCCGCUGGUACCUGCCCGCCCAGAUCUGGGCCGGUUCGCUGGCCGUCGUCGGUGGACUUAUCGCGUGGGGGUCCAAGACGAAGCCCAGCAGCACUCCUGUGGAGAAGAAGGUCGAGGCACUUGACGUGUAAUAUGCGUCGGCGGCGGUAAUGGGACAGAAAAAACAAAUCGGUGGUAAUGACGGAUGGGUGUCUUUAUAAAGACGGGAUGAUAAAAAGCAAGCAUGGAGUUCAAGGGUGUUAUACGGAUUGGGCUACAAGAGCUGGAACGGAUUUUGAGCAUGGUUUUGGGAUUAUUGAUGAAGCGAUCGGGAUCGGGUUUUGGGAUUAGUGUAUAAAGGGGCGUGUAUGCGGAAAGGGAAAGGGGCAGGAUCCCGCGACGACGAGACGAGCAACGGGGCGGCGGGUGACUUGGUUACAUGCCCACACACAACAAGCCAACCUAUCAAUACGGCAUAGGCAGUAAUUAGAUAAUAUCAACACCACUUGGAAAGCAGUCAAACAAACAGAGGCAGGGAAGCAGGCAUCUCUCGAUUCUAUCUGCUCCAUACACCUACCAUUUGAU
Messenger RNA from Gaeumannomyces tritici R3-111a-1, 3277 nucleotides. RefSeq lists its product as hypothetical. The record is from RefSeq and is a predicted model, not a curated record. Lineage: Eukaryota; Fungi; Ascomycota; Sordariomycetes; Magnaporthales; Magnaporthaceae. Gene Ontology annotation, cellular component: fungal-type vacuole membrane. Gene Ontology annotation, biological process: transmembrane transport. The transcript has 3 exons. Bases 1330 to 2844 code for a protein of 504 amino acids. Gene Ontology annotation, molecular function: transmembrane transporter activity.